This is a messenger RNA of Alternaria viburni, 1626 nucleotides long. RefSeq lists its product as uncharacterized. The transcript has 3 exons. The record is from RefSeq and is a predicted model, not a curated record. NCBI's taxonomy places the organism in Eukaryota, Fungi, Ascomycota, Dothideomycetes, Pleosporales, Pleosporaceae. Bases 1 to 1626 code for a protein of 541 amino acids.
AUGUCGAAGCCGUCGAAACCAUAUCGUCGCGAUCUUCAGUUUCGUGGCUUCGCUGAGGGCCUGACGUAUCUCAACAGCGAUGGCCAAGCACAAUGUCAUUAUUUCGGCGGCGUCCCAUACGCCCUCCCACCCGUCGGCCCCUUUCGCUUCCAAAAGCCACGGUCCCUGCCACCAUGCUACCGCUACGGCACAAAAGCGAACCCAGGACGAUACACAGGCGGCUGUGGCCUAUGUCCGCAACCAGGCUCCAACACGGAAACCCUUGACGAGCCCGCCUGGGACGAAGACUGUCUGCAAACCAACAUCUGGAUUCCAGCCGGGCCAUCGCCAGCAGAAGGUUGGCCGGUACUAUUCUGGAUCCACGGCGGGUUCCUGCAAUGGGGUAGCCCGAACGGACUCGACCUCCGUGCGCUACUCAGCGAGUCCCCCAUCCAAUGCGUCGUCGUCGCUCCCGCGUACCGCCUAAACGUAUUCGGGUUUCUCGCAUCCAAAGAGCUGAUCGACUCGUGUUCUGCUACUGAUGGUUUUGGUGUUAAUCUUGGCUUCUGGGAUCAGCGCAUGGCUUUGCAGUGGACGUAUGAGAAUGUCAGCUAUUUUGGUGGGGACGCGGCGAAUAUUACUGUCGGGGGUUACUCGGCGGGUUCGCACUCGGUGUUCCAUCAGCUGUCGUACGAUCUCGGUUGCGCGGAUGAGAAGGCGGUUGUUAAGAGGGCGUUGAUGCUGUCGAAUGGGCCGGGCAUGCAACCGAAGAGUUUGGGAGAGGCGCAGGACCAGUUUGACGAGCUAUUGGGGGCGUUGGCUAUCGAUUUGGCGAAGUCGCCGGCUGAGAAGUUGGCACGGCUUCGUGAGUUGAGUCCGAGGGCGAUUGUGGAAGCGAGUAACGGGAUCAAGCUUCAUCAGUUCCGCGCUGUUACUGAUGGGGAGUUUGUAAGGCAUGGGCUUCUCGAAGAGCUGUCGAAUGGUGUUUAUGCGGAGCGCAUGAAACGGCGCAACGUCAAGCUCAUUAUUGGCGAAUGCAGCGACGAGCAUCAUGUCUACGGUCUUUGGCGACCACCUACACCGGGCUUCGACAAUAUGCUGUACCGUCUUGAAGCUGACUAUCCUCGCGAGGCAUGCAAGGUAUUGAUGUCGCACUACUUUCCCAAUCGCAAACUGCCGUCAAAGUACUCGAGCUGGCAGGCGGCUUUCGGCCAUAUCUACGCUGAUGUUCAGAUUCAUGCUCUGCGUCGCGGAAUGGUAAACGCGUUGGUGAAGAAUGGCGCUGGAGAUCUCCUUCAUCGAUACCGCAUCGAAUGGCGGGCGCAGUGUGUUGACAAAGAGUUGCCCAAGCGCUUCGGUGCUAGUCACGGCUCCGACAUGGCGAUAUGGUUCUGGGGGAAUGGAAGCGAUCUGACUGGGGGGGAGAAGCAGAUUGCGUUGAAGACGUUUCACGAACCGUUGAGCAGGUUCUUGAAAGGCGAAGAGAUGGAGUGGGGCACAAAGCAUGCAAUGCAGUUGAGAACGCUGAAGAAAGAUGGGAAUGUCGCUAUCGAAGAAGACUUUCGAUUGGAUGAAGGUCUGAAAUUGUGGAAUGCGCUGAAGACGGUUGGCGCUACUGGCAACCUAAAGGACACUGCGAAGUUGUAA